Messenger RNA from Bactrocera dorsalis (oriental fruit fly), 961 nucleotides. RefSeq lists its product as uncharacterized. The transcript is spliced from 2 exons. The record is from RefSeq and is a predicted model, not a curated record. NCBI's taxonomy places the organism in Eukaryota, Metazoa, Arthropoda, Insecta, Diptera, Tephritidae. Bases 104 to 838 code for a protein of 244 amino acids.
CAACGACAAUAGUUUCACGUAAACCGCGUUCGAAAGUGUGUUGCAUUAAGCGUUUGCGGCAUUUCUAACAACCUUUUCUAAGUGCAAAAACACAGUGAGUGCAAUGCAAAUAUUGCAAAUAUUGGCACUCUGCCUCCUAGCGAGCACCUGCCUGUGUGCUCCAAGCGAUAAACUGGUGCAAAGCACCGAGUUAAAACUAAUGCAAUUAAUGGUGGACACACGCGCUGAGCAACGCGACAAUCCGGAACAAAGUCUGGCUUGUUUCGAAUACUAUCUAAAGGUGUUCGAGGAACUGAACGAGGAGUAUCGCGAAAACUAUGCGGCAUGCUUGGCUACAGCGUCGGAAAAGCGCGAUCAGAUAGAAGAGAGCACGCAGCCUGAGCGCGACGCUAUUGAGGAGUCGGCGCUUUCGACAUGCACGGCACUAAAGGGAUGCGCAGUAUUGACCGAUUCCGUUCUCUACUUCAAUUGCUUUGCGAUUAAUGGCAAACAAGGCAGGGAAAGUAUGUACAAAAUUUCAGCGGACGCCAGUGAGACGCUGGCAGCAGUAAGCGAACAAUAUCGUUUAAUCGAAAGUGAGGAGCACCGUUGUACGAAUGCCACAGGUCGCGUAUAUGUAGAAAAGACCCAUCAGGCUAGUGAGGAUUUGUCGAGCUGUCUUCGUGGCGAAACAACUGUGCCUUCACCAACGUCCACUACAUCGACGUCGCCCAGCGAAGACUCCAGCACAACUGCAGCGGGCAUAGAUUGGAAAAGUGACCACAUUUAUGAUGAUCAACUUCUGUCUGCAGUUGAUUCACAUGAUGUGAGUGGAUAUCGCAAGUUAAACGUGUCAUAAGUAGUGAAAUAAAAAUGUAGAUAAUUCUUAUUUAUGUAAUACUGUUUAACCCUUAUUGCACUUAUGAGUAUGUCACAUAAACCAAUUUAAUAAAAUUUUAUGAAGUCUUUAUUUCAAAACUUA